Molecule: messenger RNA, 1689 nt
Organism: Aureococcus anophagefferens
Lineage: Eukaryota; Pelagophyceae; Pelagomonadales; Pelagomonadaceae
Exons: 1
Coding region: 1-1689 (562 amino acids)
Source: RefSeq, a predicted model, not a curated record
AUGAUGAGCGGCGUCGUCGGCGGCGCGCCCGGCGUCGACGGCGUCGGCGCGUCCGCCGCCGCCGCCCCCGGCCCGCCCCUCGACGCGACGUCGACGAUCCCGCUGCUCUUCUCGCAGCACGUGAGCGACCUGCACGUGGCCCUGGGCCGCCUCCAGUACACCAAGGCGAAGCACUGCUCCGAGCGGAGCGGCUGGGAGAGCACGAACGCGCAGACCGUGCUCGCCUUCGAGGACGCGCUGCGCGUCCUCGACCGGGAGCGCGACGAGCUCGUCGCGGAGGUCGACUACCACCACUCCACGUGCCGGUCGGAGCUCGAGGCGGCGCGCGACCGCUGCGCGGCCGAGGCGGGCGCCGCGGCGGUCCUCGCGGACAUCGACCGCCAGUGCCGGCUCCUCGACGACGUCGCCGAGGCCGUGCAGCGCGCCAUGCGCGCCCACAACCGCGAGGCCCUCGUCGCGCACUUCCCGAAAUUGCUGCGCCGCUGCGACGACGUGCUCUUCGACAGCCACCGCCUGAGCGAGAAGGCCACGGACGCGCCGCGGCUCGCCCUCGACGACGUCGGCAAGCUCCGGAGCCUGCGGGACCGCGUCACGUCCGCCCUCGGCCAGGGCCGCCGCGGUGCGGCGGCCGCGCCGCCCGCCGCGGCGCCCGCGCCCGCCGCGGCCGCGACGCCGCGCGCGGCCGUCGUCGGCGCGGAGACGGGCGUCCUGUCGCGGCGCCUCGCGGACCUCGACCGCACGCUCGCCGCCGAGGGCUGGCAGGACCGCGCGGCGCAGCCGCGCGCGGGCCGGAGCCCCGCGGCCCGCCGCGGCGACGAGAGCGACGAGAGCGAGCCGGACGUCGGCAGCCACCGCGCGAGCGCCGUGGCGCGCACGACCCAGGGCGGGAAUAUCCACGCGUUCCAGAGAGAGGAUGUUUCCGACCGCUCGUCCGAAACGAGAGACGCGCCUCGCUCGUCGGAAACUCGGCAAAAAAAGAAGUGCGCGCCAGGCAUGCUCGAGUCCAUGCGCGACGAGGUCCACGCCAUGAACGACCACCUCGAGGGCGCCGCGUACGUGCCUGCGGCGCCGCGGCCGCCGCGGCCGCCGCCGCCCCCCGACCUGGACCCGGACGCGGAGGCGGACCGGGCCCUCCGCGAGGCGGACCGGGCGCUCGAGUCGGACCGGGCCCUCCGCGAGGCGGACCGGGCCCUGCGGCGCGCGCCGGCGGCGACGCCCGAGCCGCCGCGCCGCGGCGGGAGCCCGCCGGAAUCGCGCGCGACGCUCGACGCGGCCGCGCGCGCGGCGACGCUCGGCGCGGCGGCCUUCGGCGCGGCCUGCGCCGGCGCGGCCUGGGGCGGCGCCGCCGCGCGCGGGCCCGCCGCCGCGGAGACGCCGCCGCCGCGCGCGCCGCCGGACGCGGUCCGCGACGCCGCGGCGCCGCCGCCGCCGCGCGUCGACGCGAGCGACCGCUACGCGGACCUCCUCACGUCGAGCCUCCAGCGCGUGUCCCUCGACUCGGAGCGGGCGCACCGCGACGCCGCCCUCGCCGCCGUCGCCCAGGACCGCGCGGCGGGCGCCGUCCCCGUCUUCCGCAGCGUCGAGGAGUCCGCGCGCGCCUUCGACGAGCUCACGAGGCGCGGCGCGCCCUACGACCCGGGCCCGCGCCCCGACGACCGCUUCGCCGCGCCCGCGCCCUACCCCUACUGA